AUGUCUGCCAUCACAGCCUGCUUGAGAGUUAAAACCACGCUCAUGCCACGCAUUGAAACGGGCAUCCUGUCGUACGCUACCCCUGCGCACGAUAAUGCCUUCCUAUUUGGAUACAAUACAGCAGGAACACUUUUCUUCUACAUCAAUGGUCAAAGGAGAGUUAAAACUGUAGAGGGUUACCGGAUUUUCGAUGGCAAUUGGCACCACUGGUGUAUUAGUUGGAGCCAAAACGGUGGGAAAUGGGCGGUGUUCGUUGACGGCAACCAAAAAGCAUCCGGUUCUGGUUUUAUGAGGAAUAAUGUCAUCGAUGCUAAUGGCGCCUGGAUACUAGGACAGGACCAGGAUCAUAUCGGAGGCGGAUUUCAGGCACAUCAGUCCUUUUUGGGCGACAUAUCCAGUGUCAAUGUGUGGAACCAAGACUCUGUCGACGUCACCGCCGCGGCAAACUGUGACGACACCAUCAGAGGAAACGUCAUAGCAUGGGAGACCGUGGCCAAAAAGAGCUCUGGAGUAUUGAAGUAUACAGCAGAUCUGUGUCCCGACACAAGUAAUUACUUGACGGGCUCCGCUUGUGACGUCCCGUGCUCCGAAGUCAACCAAACAAGGACUCGAGAAUGUUUGCCAUCUGGAGCGGUGUGUACCGGAAGUACUGUUGAGAAGCGUGGACCAUGUCCAUAUUUAACUAUGUGGAGCGAGUGGACAGACUGCGACGCCACGUGCGGUGAGGGAAACCAAAGAAGGACACGGGAGUGCCUACCAUCUGGAAGUGGGUGUGUAGGAAGCACCGUUGAGGAGCGUUUGGCUGUGACAAAGCAAAGGAGGGCCUCUGUGAUCCGUUGGACAGCUCCCCAGAGCACCCGCAAGUACGUGGAACUCACGCCAACCACACCAAGUAUGACUGCCGUAACAGUCUGCUUUAGAAUGAAGACCACGCUCGCCAAGGGGGAAAUAUACGUCCUCUCGUAUAUUUCGUAUAAAAACUCCCUCUUGUUCGGGUACGACAUGGCAGGAUCUUUUAUCGCCCUCGUGAGUGAUGCUAAGGAAUAUAUACCAGUUCCAGGAUAUCAGAUCUUUGAUGGCACGUGGCACCACUGGUGCUUUACUUGGAACAAGCGUGGCGGUGAAUGGGCGCUUUAUAUGGACGGCAGACGGAUAUCAUCAGGCACUCGUUUUAUGAAUUAUAGGACCAUACCAGCCAAUGGAGUGUGGAUUGUUGGGCAAGAUCAAGACACAGUUGGGGGCGGAUUCCAAGUCUUUCAGUCAUUUAUAGGAGACAUGACCAGUAUCAAUGUAUGGAAUCACGACUCCCUUAAUCUCACUGAGGCACCGAACUGUGACGACACAAUCAGGGGAAACGUCAUAGCAUGGGAUGACGUCACAAAGAAAACCCACCAGGUGACAACACAUCAAGCCGAUCUAUGUUCCUACCUUAGUGAGUGGUCAGACUGGUCGGAUUGUGAGGUCACGUGUGAUGAUAGCAACCAGAAAAGGAGCCGCGAAUGUCUAACCAUGAAGCAGAAAAAGAAGACAUCAGUGGCGUAUUGGUCACCGCCUCAGAGCACUCGGAGAUACCUUCAGCUGAGACCAGAGAAAGUUCUGAUGUCUGCCAUCACUGCUUGUUUGAGAAUCAAGACCACCCUCACCUCGGGAACCACGUGUAUCCUGUCUUACGCCACACCUGAGUACGAUAACACCUUCUUGUUUGAGUAUCAUUCAGAGGGAACCAUUGGUGUCUAUGUUAACGGUGAAAGAAAAAUCAUCCCUGUCCCAGGCUAUCAGAUCUUUGAUGGUGUCUGGCACCAUUGGUGUUUUACAUGGAAGAGACGUGGAGGAAGGUGGGCGCUGUACGUGGAUGGCGAGAGAAAGGCUUCAGGCUCUGGUUUUGUGAGAUAUAAAACUAUGCCAGCUGAUGGAGUGUGGCUAGUUGGACAGGACCAAGAUAACGUUGGGGGAGGGUUUCAAGCCGAGCAAUCAUUUCUGGGCCAUUUGAGCAGUGUUAAUGUGUGGGACCACAUUGACGUUAACAUCAAUGCCGCGGCUAACUGUGACGACACAAUCGGGGGAAACGUCAUAGCAUGGAAUAACGUCACCGUAGUGAACCAUGGGGUGGCUACAUAUGACACAGAUCUAUGUUCCGACUCCCGAGAGUGGCCGGACCAGCCCGAGUGUGACGCCACGUGCGCGGGGGGUAACCAAUCAAGGACACGAGAAUGUCUGCCAGUCGGAAGUGUGUGUACCGGAAGUACCGUGGAGAAGCGUGGACCGUGUUGUGGCUUUCGCUGUCAGUACUGGACGGAGUGGAUGGACAAGGAUGACCCCUCUAAGGACGGGGACUGGGAGGUGGACGAGACGCCGUGUGCCACUGCUGCAUUCCUAUCUGAGCCAAUUAUUGCCGAGUGCCGCGUAGUGCAAACUCAACAACCCUGGGACGCCAGCGGCUACCAGUACUUUCUACCCUGCUCUGUCUACGGGAUCGUCUGCAGGAACGCCGAAAACGAGACCAUCAGAUCAGCAGUUAGUCUAGUAGAGGAGCAGGAUUAG
Lingula anatina is the source of this 2541-nucleotide messenger RNA. RefSeq lists its product as uncharacterized. The record is from RefSeq and is a predicted model, not a curated record. Lineage: Eukaryota; Metazoa; Brachiopoda; Lingulata; Lingulida; Lingulidae.